UUCCUCUCGUGCCUGGGCGGUCUGCUCUUCGGGUACGACACCGGCGUCAUCUCGGGCGCCUCCCUCCUCCUCAAGGAGCGCUUUCGCCUCGGCGCCGUCGAGCUGGAGGCGGUCGUCUCGUCGACCAUCCUCUUUGCCGCGCUCGGCUCGCUCGCCUCGGGCCCGAUAAAUAUGCGGCUGGGGCGGCGCCCGACCAUCCUCCUCGGCUCGGCCACCUUCACCCUCGGCGCCCUCCUCAUGGCCGCCUCCGCCUCGUUUGGCACGCUCGUCCUCGGCCGGGUCAUCGUGGCCGUCGGCCUCUCCUCGGGGACGGUGCCGAUGUUCAUCGCCGAGGUUGCGCCGACCGCGAUGCGCGGCAAGCUCGUCGCGCUCAACAACGUGUGCAUUGUUAGCGGGCAGGUCCUCGCGGGCCUCGUCGACGGCUCCUUCGCCCUCGUGCCGGCGGGCUGGCGGUACAUGCUCGGUCUGGCGGCCGUGCCCGCGGUUGUGCAGCUGGUGGGGAUGGCCUUUAUGCCAGAGUCGCCGCGCUGGCUGCUCGAGCAGGCGCCGAGACGAGCCGUGACGAGCCGAGAUUCGCCGAGAUUCGCCGAGAUUGCUGCUCGUCGAGCAGCCGAGACGCGAGAUUGUGCCGAGACGCGAGAUUGUGCCGAGAUGUGCUCCGAGGUGCGGCCGAGGUGCGGCCGAGAGAUGGGGAGAGAUGGUGUCGGGCUGCAGGCGCUGCAGCAGCUGGUCGGGAUCAACACGAUCAUGUACUACUCGACGCCGAUCCUGAGGCAGGCCUUCUUCUCGGGCGCGGUCAGCGAGGAGGAGCGCGCGUUCGUCAUCUGGCUCUCGGCGCCGGUCGCGUGCGGGCAGCUCGUCGGCUGCAUCGUCGGCAUGCUGCUCAUCGACCGCGUCGGGCGGAGGCCGCUCGUCCUCUCGUCGCUCGCCCUCUGCGCCCUCUCCCUCGCCCUGCAGGGCAUGUCGCCCACCCCCUACCCCCACUGUACCCGAACCCAUCCCCUACCACCGCCAGGCAUGUCGCCCAUCCCGUGGACCGUCAACUCGGAGAUCUACCCGCUCUCGGUGCGCUCGCUCUGCGUGGGAAUCGCGACCGCGACCAACUGGACGGUCAACUUUGUCGUCGCCGCCUCCUUCCUCUCGCUCGAGCAGGCGAUGGGCGCCGCGGCGACCUUUUGGAUGUACGGCGCCUUUGCGGCGGCCGGCCUGGUGUGGCUCUGGUUCGCGCUGCCCGAGACGGCGAACAAGUCGCUCGAGGAGAUUGAGAAGCUCUUCGAGCGGCGCUCG
Molecule: messenger RNA, 1287 nt
Organism: Emiliania huxleyi CCMP1516
Lineage: Eukaryota; Haptophyta; Isochrysidales; Noelaerhabdaceae
Exons: 7
Biological process (GO): transmembrane transport
Cellular component (GO): membrane
Molecular function (GO): myo-inositol:proton symporter activity
Source: RefSeq, a predicted model, not a curated record